AUGUCUCAACAAUGUGCAGUACCGAAGUGUCAUCGUCAAUCACGUUGGCUGUGUGACUGUUGCCAAGAAAAUCUUUGCCUGCAGCAUAUCAAUGAACACAAUGCAACACUUAUUUCACAAUUAAAUCCACUAGCUGAAGAAAUCAACAUUCUCGACGAUCGUCUCAAAUCAAUUCAUACUCAACAUGCGAUUGGCGAUUGCCGUCGAAAAUUGGAAAAGUGGCGCGAUGAAUGCUACGAAAAGAUCGAUCGAUUCUUCGAACAGAAAUUUCAAGAACUCGAUCGACUUGUUCAUGAGAAAGUAGCCGAACAACGUGAAAAAAUUGCUCGUGUUCAAACGAAAGUUGCUGAACUUAUCCGUGCACAAGAAACAACACGUAAAGAUAUCGUUUCCUUAACAGCCACAAUCCGUCAACUGGGAAGAACAAUCGAUAAAAUUGAACAAACAUGUUUUACUGUUCACACACGUCCAUUAGUUCUUGAUAAUGCCUUAGUUAGCGUCAAAGAGAAAGCUGAUCAAGAGCCUUGUAUAUCAACACUUUCACCUGUUUACAAAACAAUCAAUCGUUCAGCUGGAAGCUAUGCUCUAGCUAGUAAUGAUCGAUAUUUACUGAUCCACCAACAGCCCAAUCUGUGUCUAGUGGAUCAAGAAAUGAACAUCGUUAAACAAACGCUUUGGUCAUAUGAUGCUAUCUAUGAUAUGUGUUGGUCAGCAACAUUAAAUCGCUUCAUCGUCAUCGAAGAAAAUGAUGUUUUACUCGUCGAUGAGAAUACAAUGACUAUCGACAAUGUACAAACAAUUGAAACGGGCCUUUGGUUAUCAUGUACAUGCUCUAAUACAUCUCUGUUCUUAUCUACAGGUGAACGAGCAUCGUCGAUAAAAGAGUACAAACUGUUACCUUCGAUACAGUUAAUUAGAGAAUUGAAGACACCGCAUACUUGUUCACGAGACGAAGUUAUUAGUGGUAUUGUAUACAACAAUGGUCGACUGGCUCUAAUCAUUGUGAAUAUCACCAAGAAAACCUUACGAAUUGAAUCGCGAGAUGCAGAAACAUUGAAUCGUCUUUGGUCACUUCGAUUAGAUAUUAUAUGUAAUCAAAAUCGUAAAUUUGGCUGUUGUACGUUGCGUUCAGACGAAUGGCUUGUCGCUGAUUAUGAAACCAAACGUCUAUUGUAUAUAACAAAAGACGGCAAAGUCAAGAAAGUGAUCGACUAUACUCCCGAGCCUUAUCAUGUUAGUCUCUUUGGUGCGAAUAUUUUGGCUGUAUCAACUAAAAAUGACAUACGGAUGCAUAAAAUAUAA
Molecule: messenger RNA, 1302 nt
Organism: Adineta ricciae
Lineage: Eukaryota; Metazoa; Rotifera; Eurotatoria; Adinetida; Adinetidae
Source: the annotation of a GenBank genome assembly